Molecule: messenger RNA, 1137 nt
Organism: Dioscorea cayenensis subsp. rotundata (Guinea yam)
Lineage: Eukaryota; Viridiplantae; Streptophyta; Magnoliopsida; Dioscoreales; Dioscoreaceae
Product: probable prolyl 4-hydroxylase 3
Exons: 8
Coding region: 120-983 (287 amino acids)
Biological process (GO): peptidyl-proline hydroxylation to 4-hydroxy-L-proline
Cellular component (GO): endoplasmic reticulum
Molecular function (GO): procollagen-proline 4-dioxygenase activity; L-ascorbic acid binding; iron ion binding
Source: RefSeq, a predicted model, not a curated record
ACCCAACCAAAGUCAUCGUCUUGUUUUCGCUUUCGCUUUCGCUUUCGUUUUCGUUUUCGUUUUCAUUCUCGUUCACUGUUUUCGUUUUCUCUGAGAGAUCUCGUCAGAAGAGAUCUCCAAUGGCGAGGGCCGUGCGCCACACCCGGGCGUACCCGGGCCGGAGGACAUCGCCCUACAUGCUGGUUCUUGGGAUGUUGCUCAUGCUCUCCGUUGCUCUCCUCAUGCUGCUCGCCCUCGGCAUCGUCUCCCUUCCUGUUGGCUCCGAUGAAUCCUCCCUCGCUGGUCGCCGCCCUCAUAGAUCCGCUGUUGAGACGGAUGGAAUGGGGCAGAGAAAGGAGCCGUGGACUGAGGUGCUUUCUUGGGAGCCUAGGGCUUUUAUCUACCAUAAUUUCUUGUCCAAGGAGGAGUGUGAGUACCUAAUUAAUCUGGCAAAGCCUCACAUGCAAAAGUCUACGGUUGUUGACGGUGAGACUGGUCGAAGUAAAGACAGCAGGGUUCGAACUAGCUCAGGCACUUUUCUAAAAAGAGGGCGUGACAAAAUUAUACGUAAAAUUGAGAAAAAAAUAUCAGACUACACCUUCUUACCUGUUGAACAUGGGGAGGGACUUCAAAUUCUGCAUUAUGAAGUUGGGCAGAAAUAUGAACCUCACUUUGACUAUUUUCAAGAUGAAUUCAAUACUAAAAAUGGGGGGCAGAGAAUUGCUACUGUUCUAAUGUACCUUUCUGAUGUUGAAGAAGGUGGGGAGACUGUGUUCCCUUCUGCCAAAAUAAACAGCAGUUCCUUGCCAUGGUAUAAUGAGUUAUCAGACUGUGGGAAGAAGGCGCUUUCAGUUAAGCCAAAAAUGGGAGAUGCUUUACUCUUUUGGAGCAUGAAACCUGAUGCUAUUCCAGAUCCCAUGAGUUUACAUGGUGGAUGCCCUGUGAUUAAAGGGAACAAGUGGUCAUCUACAAAGUGGAUACGAAUUAAUGAGUACAAAACCUAAUGUAAAAGAGUAAAGGUUUCAAAUCACACUGAAGCGUAGUGAAUUCCCGUCCAAAGAGCCAGUCGAAGUUAUUUCCUCACUCAAUGUUAUUUUUCCAGCUGAAUGAAUAAGGUGUAGUUCUCCAUGUCCUCUUCAUUUUUGCAAAUAGUUUUUG